AUAUAUGUCUUUCUCACUCUGAUGCUGCCUUGACAGUUGGUCUUUUCUUCGAAUUCAAAUUGAAGUAUCUCGUUUAUCGAGGCGGCUUUGAAUCAGCUAUUUGAUCUCAAUUUUUCCUGCAAAAAUUGCUGUAUUUGGCAAUAAAUUCUCUUCUAUUCUAUCCACUGUGCUAGGUUACAUUAGAAAUUAGUAGCAGUUUGUUGUUUUAGGAAUAUUUUUAUUGUGUUCCGUGGGAAAAAGUGUUUUUGAGGUUAAACUCCUUGGAGCUUUUUGGUUUUUUCCGAGAAUAAGACACCUUUUUUUGUUGAAUUUCAUCAUCCUGGAGGGUGCAAAGAUGCCUGAGAACGAUAGAAUAAAUGCCUAUAAGAACCAUGCGAAGCAUGAGACAAUGAAGCUUCGGCGUCAGGAGGUAACUGUUGAGCUCCGGAAGAAUAAGAAGGAUGAUCAGCUGAUGAAGCGAAGGAAUAUCGAGCUGGAUGAAUCACUGUCGCCGCAGAAAGAUGUUCCGGGAACUCAAGCUGAUGAGAGUAUCAGCCUUGAUCAGAUUGUCGCAGGACUUACAAAUCCUGACGUCAAGGCUCGCUUUGAUUCUGUCCAGGCGGCCAGGAAGAUGCUGUCGCGUGAGAGAAAUCCACCCAUUGACAUACUUAUUGCCCAUGGAAUUGUGCCCAAAUGCGUUCAGCUGCUGAGUGACUUCGAGCAUCCGGAAAUUCAAUUCGAAGCUGCCUGGACACUCACAAAUAUCGCGUCAGGAACCACUGAGCAGACCAAAGCGGUCAUUGAGGCUGAUUCCAUUCCACGUUUCGUGGCCCUGAUGGGCUCCACUUCGGCCAAUGUGGCUGAGCAGGCAGUUUGGGCACUCGGGAAUAUUGCUGGAGAUGGAGCUGAGGCUAGGGACACGGUCCUCAAUCACCACGUGGUGGCAGCUCUGAUGCAUCUCCUGACCACUGAACUCAGCCUAUCUUGCCUCAGGAAUGUUGUAUGGCUCAUUUCCAAUCUCUGCCGCAACAAGCCUCCGGCUGUGGCCUUUGACCACGUGCGCAAUCUCCUGCCGACCGUGGCUAGGCUUCUUCAUCACGAAGAUUCACAGGUCCUUAGUGAUACCUGCUGGGCACUGUCGUAUAUCACUGACGACGAUAAUGCCAAGAUUCAGGCUGUUGUGGAUGCCGGCUGCGUGCCACGUCUCUGUGAGCUUCUGGACGCCAAGGAACCAGCCAUUAUCACACCAGCGCUGCGCAGUAUUGGCAACAUUGUUACAGGAACUGAUUCCCAGACAGACGCUGUCAUCUCAGCUGGAGCCGUUGCUCGUCUGUCUAAGCUACUGCGCUAUCCCAAGGCCAGUAUUGUCAAGGAGGCUGCAUGGACAGUGAGUAACAUUACAGCAGGAAAUCCUCGGCAGAUUCAGCAUAUCAUUGAUGCUGGAAUCAUUGGAGAUAUGAUUGAAGUCCUGGCCAGGGGAGAUUUCAAGUCGCAGAAGGAAGCAGCUUGGGCAAUUACGAAUCUCACCACAGGUGCCUCGAAUCAGCAAACUCUUCACGUUCUGCGUAACUAUAACUUCCUCAAGCCCUUCUGCGAUCUUAUGGAGUCCAAGGACUCCAAGACGGUGAAGGUGGUGCUCCAGGGUGUCCUCAAUUUGCUCAUGGUGGCUGACAAAGUUGACGGACGUGAGGCUAUGUGUAUUCAAAUUGAAGAAGUUGGUGGACUGGACAAACUUGAGGCUCUGCAAAAUCAUGAAAAUACCGAAAUCUACCAGAAAGCCCUUUCCAUCUUGGAUUCAUACUUCGCUGAUACGGAAGGUGAGGCUGCUGACCUGAAACCCGCUGAACAAAAUGGAGCAUUCAAGUUUGAUGCUGAGACACCAAAUACUCAGCCUGGUGGAUUCAACUUUUAGAUAUUUAGGCAGAUUGACGCUGAACUUGCCGACAUGAACUUAUUGAACUUUUUUUAAAGCAUCUAUCCCAGUUACUUUUGAACUCUUCCUCCGCCGUUUUUUUUUCUGCUGAAAUCUCCAAUUAAUUCCAUAAAUUAGCAUGUAAGAUUCCCUCUGUUUUUUUGAAUUCCUUAUUUUUUUUGGUGAAUAAAAGAAAAAUUUCAUGAAGAAAA
This is a messenger RNA of Phlebotomus papatasi, 2103 nucleotides long. RefSeq names its product importin subunit alpha (gene Pen). Gene Ontology annotation, molecular function: protein binding; nuclear import signal receptor activity. The record is from RefSeq and is a predicted model, not a curated record. The transcript has 4 exons. Gene Ontology annotation, biological process: NLS-bearing protein import into nucleus. Lineage: Eukaryota; Metazoa; Arthropoda; Insecta; Diptera; Psychodidae. Gene Ontology annotation, cellular component: cytoplasm; nucleus. Bases 335 to 1891 code for a protein of 518 amino acids.